CCCGCCAUUGUGCCUGUGAGCGCGGCGCGCGCGCGGUGCCGCGUGACGGCCGGGAGCGUGUGGGCGCGAGGCGGCGGGCCUGGACCAUAGACGCGGGCCGGAAGGAAAGACGAGGGGAGCGGGCUAGAGCGUCACCCAGACCAAGCAGCCGCCGCGGGCGAGUCGGAGUCCGCCAAGCAGCCGCACCGCGCCGCGCCCGCUCCCGGACAAAGCCGUCACCGCCGCCCCGCCCCGCCACACCCCGGGAGCAGCCGCUCCGCCAAGGAGCCAUGUCGGCCAGCAGCCUCCUGGAGCAGAGACCCAAAGGCCAAGGCAACAAAGUGCAAAACGGGGCCGUGCAUCAGAAGGAUGGGUUGAACGACGACGACUUCGAGCCCUACUUGAGCCCUCAGGCCCGGCCGAACAAUGCAUACACUGCAAUGUCCGAUUCCUACUUACCAAACUACUACAGUCCCUCCAUUGGAUUCUCCUACUCGCUGGGUGAGGCUGCCUGGUCCACAGGGGGUGAUCCCCCCAUGCCCUACCUAACCUCUUACGGACAGCUGAGCAACGGGGAGCCUCACUUCCUCCCAGAUGCCAUGUUUGGGCAGCCAGGGGCCCUUGGCAGCACUCCAUUCCUCGGGCAGCACGGCUUUAACUUCUUUCCAAGCGGGAUUGACUUUUCAGCUUGGGGAAAUAACAGUUCUCAGGGACAAUCCACUCAAAGCUCUGGCUACAGCAGCAACUACGCCUAUGCCCCCAGUUCUCUGGGGGGGGCCAUGAUCGAUGGACAGUCCGCUUUUGCCAGUGAGACUCUCAACAAGGCUCCGGGGAUGAACACCAUAGACCAAGGGAUGGCAGCCCUGAAGCUGGGCAGUACGGACGUGGCCAGCAACGUCCCCAAGGUUGUCGGGUCGGCUGUCGGGAGCGGAUCCAUUACCAGCAACAUGGUGGCUUCUAACAGCUUGCCUCCAGCCACCAUCGCUCCCCCAAAGCCGACGUCCUGGGCUGACAUUGCUAGCAAGCCAGCGAAGCAGCAGCCCAAACUGAAGACCAAGAACGGCAUCGCAGGUUCGAGUCUUCCCCCGCCUCCAAUCAAACACAACAUGGAUAUAGGAACUUGGGAUAACAAAGGGCCGGUGGCGAAAGCCCCCUCGCAGACCUUAGUGCAGAACAUGGCCCAGCAGCCCCCCCAGGCCUCCCCGCAGCCCGUGGCUCAGCAGAUGACCAGCAGCCCGCCCGUGGCCCAGGCUCCCAGUGGGCAGCAGUCCCAACCUCUGCCCCCACCACCACCACAGCCCACCCCGCUGCCCGUCCCGCAGCCAGCAGCUCAGCCCACACGUUGGGUUGCGCCCCGCAACCGUGGCAGCGGCUUCGGCCAGAACGGCACGGAGGGCAAUGGGGUGGGAGCAGCACAGCCCAGCGCUGGGACGGCUCCUUCGGAACCACACCCGGUGCUGGAGAAGUUGAGGUCCAUCAACAACUACAACCCCAAGGAUUUUGACUGGAACCCAAAGCACGGCCGGGUUUUCAUCAUUAAGAGUUACUCUGAGGACGAUAUCCACCGUUCCAUUAAAUACAACAUCUGGUGCAGUACAGAGCACGGUAACAAGAGACUGGAUGCUGCCUAUCGCUCCAUGAAUGGGAAAGGCCCCGUUUACUUACUGUUCAGUGUCAACGGUAGCGGUCACUUCUGUGGAGUAGCAGAAAUGAAAUCUGCUGUGGACUAUAACACGUGUGCGGGUGUGUGGUCCCAGGACAAGUGGAAGGGACGUUUUGAUGUCAGGUGGAUUUUUGUCAAGGACGUUCCCAACAGCCAACUGCGGCACAUCCGCCUAGAGAACAACGAGAAUAAACCAGUGACCAACUCCAGGGACACUCAGGAGGUGCCUCUGGAAAAGGCUAAGCAGGUGUUGAAAAUCAUUGCCACCUACAAGCACACCACCUCCAUCUUUGAUGACUUCUCACACUAUGAGAAACGCCAGGAAGAGGAGGAAACUGUUAAAAAGGAACGCCAGGGCCGUGUCAAAUAGAAGGGCUGGUCCUCCCCCAGAGACUGCAGCAUCGCGCCCAUCCUUCGGAGCAAGGAAAGCAAGAGCGAAAAACAUAUAUAUAUGUACACAUAUAUGUGUGUGUAUGUAUAUAUGUACAUCCCAGAGAGAAUUAGGACUUGGUUGGGGUUUUGUUUUGGGUUUAUUUUUCUUAAUUUCAAUGACUUCAAAAGGAACCAAGAAGAAAAAGGACUUGGACGAACUCAAGUUGGGGCUGGGGGGGGGGAAGAGCAAAGCAUUGGAAUUUCACAAGACAUAGGAUUUAAAGAGGGGGGAAAAAGGAGAAAAUACAGGGAAAAAAAAGGCCCUUCUAGGUGAUAGAGCAUAGCUACGAACCGUUCCCUUUCCUUAUGGCUUUGGUUGUGAUUUCAGAGCACACGCUUUGGGUUUUGUCUUUUUUACUACGUGGGGUUUUUCUUUUGGAUUUUAAGGCCCGUAAGUGGCAUUUCUGCCUUCGUUCCCCCCCCCUUCUCAUUUUAUAACCCCACCCCCUCACUCUAUGCCUCCCCCCCCCCCCUUUGCUUUGGAUAUUUGCACUUGGAACAACCCAAUUGAGUGCAAAGCGGAGGGGUUUUGUUAUCCCCCCACCCCAGCAUGGGAUAGGAGCACAUGGGGGGGUUGGGGGCCUAACAGUGAGCAGAGAGGUUCUGUUCUGGCUGCUGGUUCCCCUUUGGUUAUUCAGAAGCACUCGGAGCCCACAGGGAUGCUCUGAUCCAGGGCUGCAUCGCGAGGCUCACGGAUGAGAUUUGUGUUAAUCGGAUUGGAAAAGGUGAGAAUGAAAGUAAAGCAAACCUUCCCGUUUUUGUUUACAGGAAAAAGAGGAAAAAAAAAAAAAAAAAAAAGGUUUGGUUUUGUUUUUUAAUUAUUAUUAUUUUGGACAAAAAUCUGUUGUAAGAUGUGUAGUGAACGUUGUUCCUUCAGUUCUUGGGAAGCCAACGAGGAAUGGGCGUUGCCUUUCUUUGCACCAUUAAUCACUUCUCAGUAAUAAACGUGAGAUCCUGUUGAGCAUCA
Coturnix japonica (Japanese quail) is the source of this 3041-nucleotide messenger RNA. It is a transcript of the gene YTHDF2, whose product is annotated as YTH N6-methyladenosine RNA binding protein F2. NCBI's taxonomy places the organism in Eukaryota, Metazoa, Chordata, Aves, Galliformes, Phasianidae. The record is from RefSeq and is a predicted model, not a curated record. Gene Ontology annotation, biological process: mRNA destabilization. Gene Ontology annotation, molecular function: N6-methyladenosine-containing RNA reader activity; mRNA binding. Gene Ontology annotation, cellular component: cytoplasm.